Ogataea parapolymorpha DL-1 is the source of this 1488-nucleotide messenger RNA. Its product is annotated as serine/threonine protein kinase. The transcript has 2 exons. The record is from RefSeq and is a predicted model, not a curated record. Gene Ontology annotation, biological process: protein phosphorylation; regulation of vacuole fusion, non-autophagic; vacuolar protein processing. Bases 1 to 1488 code for a protein of 495 amino acids. Gene Ontology annotation, molecular function: protein serine/threonine kinase activity; ATP binding. NCBI's taxonomy places the organism in Eukaryota, Fungi, Ascomycota, Pichiomycetes, Pichiales, Pichiaceae. Gene Ontology annotation, cellular component: cytoplasm; Golgi apparatus.
AUGGCUCUUCUGGACUGCGUGGGAUUGUGCUUCCCGUGCAUCUUCAACACAACGCCCGUGUUGAAGAUCAACCAGGCCUCGUUCAGGAUCCUCAAUCUGCUGGGCGAGGGCGGUUUCUCCUACGUGUACCUCGUGCAAUCGAAAAACAACCACGGCUUGUAUGCGCUCAAGAAAAUACGGUGUCCGUUCGGCAACUCCAACUUCAAGGCCGCCAUGAAGGAGGUGGACAACUACCGCGAAUUUCGCUCGCCCUUCAUCAUCAAGUCGAUCGACUCGUCGGUCGUCCAGGAGCCAGAUGGCUCCAAAACCAUCUACAUCCUGCUGCCCUACUUUGAAAAUGGCUCCUUGCAGGACAUCAUUAACAAGAACAGCGUGAACAACGCGCGCAUGGACGAAACUGAGGCGCUGCGGCUGUUUGUAGGCAUCUGUCGCGGACUCCAGUCAAUGCACCGCCACCAAGUCUCUAAGAACUACACGAUUGUGUCGUCAAUGGAGCCGAACGACAGCGACGGAGCCGACGAAAAUAACCCCUUUCUCAGCAACGUUGAAGAGAGCAUACGAGAUGGCACAGAGUUACAGGAAACGGUUAGCUUUGCACACAGAGACAUAAAGCCGGCCAACGUCAUGCUGGCCAAGGACGGGACGCCGGUGUUGUGCGACCUGGGCUCGUGCGAAAGGGCACGGGUCAGCAUCAAGUCGCGGGCGCAGGCCAUCACCGUCCAGGAGCUCAGCAACGAGCACUGCACGCUGCCGUACCGCGCGCCAGAGCUGCUCGACAUCAAAGUCGGCGACAAAAUCGACGAGAAAAUCGACAUCUGGUCGCUCGGUUGCACGCUCUACGCGCUGCUGUACGGCUACUCGCCGUUCGAGCGCGAGGAGCUCGUCAACGGGGCCAACAUCACGCUAGCCAUCAGCUCGGGCAGCUACAGCUUCCCGCCAACGCCAGAGUACUCGCCCGCGCUCAAGGACCUCGUGCGCUACUGUCUCGUGGUGGACCCGGCCCAAAGACCGUCGAUCGAGGAGGUGCUGACCCGUGCGCUCGAGGUGCAACGCGAGGUGUGGAACGAGAAAAAAAUAAAUGUAAAGUAUUUCGAGUUCAUGACCUCGUACCAGAACGGCACGGCGCAGAUUCCGGGCUGGAACGACUGUCCGGAUACGGUGCUGAACCGGAGCCAGACGAGUCUGGCGAGCUUGCCGAGCGCAGACGCGGGGGACGGUGCCGAUCUCGCCGAAAUUCGGGCGAAAUUGCGUGAGAUCUUGGCCUUGCCAACCACGCUUUCCGAGCGCGAGCUGGCCUAUCACCGGAGCAAGCUGGAGAAGGCGACAGAAAACGUCGAAAAUCUGAUUUUCGUGGGCGCCAUGGUAGAUCUGAGCCAGCAGGGCGACCAAAAACGGCUGGAACAGAGCAUUUUGGAGUACAUGAUGGCCAAGUCGAACGGCAGCUGGUGUGGCUCGCUCAAGAAGGUGUUGGUGCACGCCAAAAAAUGA